This is a messenger RNA of Wickerhamiella sorbophila, 2868 nucleotides long. RefSeq names its product Importin alpha re-exporter. Gene Ontology annotation, biological process: protein import into nucleus; protein export from nucleus. The record is from RefSeq and is a predicted model, not a curated record. Gene Ontology annotation, molecular function: nuclear export signal receptor activity; small GTPase binding. Bases 1 to 2868 code for a protein of 955 amino acids. Gene Ontology annotation, cellular component: cytosol; nuclear envelope. The transcript has a single exon. Lineage: Eukaryota; Fungi; Ascomycota; Dipodascomycetes; Dipodascales; Trichomonascaceae.
AUGGACACAGUUGCCGGGCUGUUAAAUCAGUCGCUUGAUCCUCGCCAGGCUCGACCGGCUGAACAAGAGUUGCGCAAGUAUGAUAAACAGCAGGGGUUCACGCUGACUUUGUUGCAGAUCGUCAACUCCAAUCAGCUGCCCAUGGGAACUCGGCUUGCUGGUGCCCUGUUUUUUAAGAAUCUUAUUCGCCGGCUGUGGACAGACGAGGAUGGUAAUUAUUUGCUGCCCGAAACAGACGUUGUGGCCGUGAAGAACGAGAUCAUUCCGCUAAUGAUUUCGCUGCCUAGCGCCCUCCAGGCUCAGAUCGGUGAGGCGGUCUCUGGCAUUGCCGACAGUGACUUCCCUGAUAGAUGGGUCGACCUCAUUCCUAAUCUUGUGGCUCGUCUGGGCACAGACGCCAAAGUAAACAAUGGCGUACUCAAGGUUGCCCACUCGAUUUUCAAGCGCUGGAGGCCAUUGUUCAGCAGUGACGAUUUGUUGCGCGAGAUCAAACUGGUUCUCGAGCAGUUCGUCCAGCCUUAUUACGCCUUAAUGCUCGAAACUCACAAGCGAAUUGAGCAAACCUCCGGUAAUAAAGACGUUUUACUCGAAUUGCUUAAGACCAUGGGGCUGCUUGUCAAACUGUUCUACGAUCUGAAUUGCCAGGAUAUUCCCGAGUUUUUCGAGGAUCACAUCAAGCAAUUUAUGGACAUUUUACACAAUUAUCUUAUUUACUCGAAUCCUUUGGUUGAAACAACUGAGGAUUCCGAGUCUGGUAUCCUUGAGGUUAUCAAAACCGAUAUCUGUGAAAUCCUGCAGCUAUACACCCAACGAUACGAAGAAGAGUUUCGAAAGGCGUUGCCCACGUUUGUUGGUGCUACUUGGACCUUACUCACUACAAUUGGGCUGCAGUCAAAGUAUGAUCUGCUCGUAAACCGUGCUUUGGCAUUUUUGACUUCGGUUGCGAAGAUCGAGCGUCAUAUUCACAUGUUUGAGGCCACUGAAGUUUUGACUUUGCUCAUUGAGAAGAUCGUCAUCCCUAAUAUGACAAUGCGUGAGAGUGAUGAGGAGAUGUUCGAAGACGACCCCAUCGAGUUUAUUCGCCGGGAUCUCGAGGGCUCCGACUCAGAUACUCGUCGUAGAGCAGCCACUGACUUUUUGCGUGAAUUAGUGACCAAAAUGGAUUCCCGCGUUACUGAAGCAGUCAUGCGGUAUGUUAAUGGAUUUUUGGAGCAGUACGCUGCAAACCCGGCACAGAAUUGGAAGGCCAAGAACACAGCCUCCUACUUGUUUUCGUCCGUGGCCGCUAAAGGUAAUGUCACGGCUGCCGGCGUGUCGACUACGAAUCUUGCCAUCGAUGUUGUGGGCUUUUUCACAUCAAGCAUUGCGCCUGACUUGGUUUCUACAACCGUCAACCCUAUUCUUCAGGUCGAUGCCAUCCGUUUCAUUCACAACUUCCGCAACCAACUGACAAAGGAGCAGUUGUCGCAAGCUCUACCGCUUUUGGUUCAGCUGCUGAACUCCAGGAACUAUGUUGUUUACACCUAUGCUGCGAUCACCAUUGAGCGUAUCCUGAGUGUUCGCCAAAACAAUGUCUCUGUUUUCAAGGCUGAAGAUAUUCAAAGCGAAGCUGCUCAGUUGAUCAGCGCGCUGAUGCAGCUUAUUUUGAGAUCAGCAUCGACCAGUGAAAAGUUGUCAGAAAACGAAUUUUUGAUGAAGUGCAUCAUGAGAGUUCUUCUCACUGUUCAAGGCGCUAUGCAACCGUUUGCUGCUCCGCUGCUACCGCAGCUUGUUCAAAUUAUGACUGCGGUGAGUGUGAACCCUUCAAAUCCCAGAUUCAACCACUUUCUUUUCGAGUCUAUUGGCGCGGUGGUUCGCUACGCCGGCGCGCAGAUCGGUAUCUCUGGUCUCGAAGAACACGUGGUUCAGCCUAUGCUACAGAUUCUGGGACAAGAUAUUACAGAGUUCAUUCCAUACGUGCUUCAAAUUCUUACUGAGGUUUUGAGUCUCCAGCCGGCCCAGUCGGGCUUACCAGAAUCGUUCCGCCAGCUUAUUCGUCCAUUGAUGGCUCCUGUUCUUUGGGAACCCAAAGGUAAUGUACCCGCUCUCGUUGGUCUUUUGGAGGUUAUUUUGUCCCGUGGAGCAUCAGUGGUUGUAUCGGACGGCCUUCUAACGCCUUUGCUUGGUGUAUUCCAGAAUCUAGUUGCUUCUCGGUCUAACGAUCAGUACGGUCUUGAAUUGUUAGAGUAUAUUUUUUACUACGUGGGGCACGAACAUCUCAAGGAGCUGUCGAAACAGGUUGCUCAGCUACUUCUUAUGCGUCUGCAGCAGUCAAAUACAGACAAGUUCUGUUCUCGUUUCAGUUUGUUCAUGUACUUUUUGGCCUCAACUGAAGCCAACAACCUUGGUCCCGCCUACGCGAUCUUCUUCCUGGACCAAGUGCAGCAGGGUGUCUUUGGACAGGUGAUGACCUCGUUCAUGCUGCCGAGCACGCUCAAAAUUGGCGGAACGUUUAAUCGUCGCAUCGCUGCUGUUGGCUUGACCAAACUGCUCUGUCGGACAACAGAGUAUACCACAGGUGAGUACUCGUCACAAUGGGCCCAUGCUCUUGAUAUCCUUGUGAGACUGAUGAAAUACAAUAUGGCUGAAGAGCAUACCUCUGUACCCAUUGGGCUUGACCUUGAGGAGUUGUCGUUCGGUUCGUCAUUCUCGAAACUGGCAACCACUGCUGCCAAGCCUCUUGACCCUGUUCCUGACGUUAAACACCCAGUCCAAUUCUUCAAUGACGAGCUCAAGCAACUUGCAGAGAAGUUCGGGCCUGCCGUUCAGCAGCUGUUGCAAAACUUGGACGCAGAGUCCCGCGAAUAUCUUCGUCAACAGGGCGUUUAA